AUGGAUGCGUUCCUGUCGAAGAAGCAACAGCUGAAAGAGGACCUCCAGCGGUCGCGGAGUAGAAUCUCCAUCUCCUUCGACCUCUGGACCUCGCCAAACCCGUACGCAAUCCUGGGUGUCGUCGCCAUGUGGAUUGACGCCACCGGCAAGCGACGAAGUACCGUCCUGGGCAUGCGACGCGUUCAUGGCGAGCACAGUGGCGAGAAUCUUGGGUCGACCGUUCUCGAAUUAUUGACGGAAUAUGACAUUGGCGGAGAUCAGAUUGGAUACUUCAUGCUGGACAAUGCUUCAUCCAAUGAUACCGCUGUUGAGUUUAUACUCAAGGAGCUCUGCCCAUGGAUGAAGCCGCAACAGCGUCGCCAUCGCCGACUGCGCUGCUUGGGUCACAUUGUCAACCUCUGCUGCCAGGCGUUUCUCAUGGGUCGAAAUUGUAUCUCCAAGGUUGUGCAGAUGCUGCGUGGUCAAAGUGCGAGGACGUAUUACGCAGCUCAAGUACUCAAUCCGUAUCGAAAGUGGGCAUGGUUCAGGCAAGAAUGGGUUCUUCAGGGCGACGAAGGAAGACAGAAGUGGUAUGAAAGCGCACAGCUGGCGGUGAAGCAGCUCUGGGAGACAGAGUAUAAGGAAAAGGAACAUAAGCGCAUUCGCAUAGACGGCCCGGCUGCUGCCACCGAUCUGUAUGAGCAGUAUAUUUCGACCGACCGGCUGCAUGACGAGGAGGCAGGUUGCGAUGAGGCCAUCGCCUAUUGGCUAUCCGUUAUGACUCGCAAAGAGACCUCGCCCGCUUCGCUCUGGAUCUAUUUGCGGUUUCCCCAAUGUCAGAUGAGGGAAGACGUGUAUAGCACCUCUCAAAACAACGCUACACCUGCUUCCCAAUUCAUGAUAGAGGAGCGCUACUCAAGACUCCGAUUCCAGGGCAUCAUAAUUGACACAGGCGCCGCGAAGGUUUCCACAGCUGGCUACGACCAAUGCAUCGCUCUACAACGAGCAGACCCUGCUAUAACGCUCGAUAAGACUACAGCAGGCCAAGCUUCUAUCAAAUUCGGCAACGGCGAAGCCAUUCUAUCCCUCGGCUCUAUCGCCCUUAAAACACCUCUCGGAAGGAUCACAUUCCAUAUCCUCAAGACCCCUACUCCCUUCCUCCUCUCUCUCGCUGAUAUGGAUCGCCUAGGCAUCUAUUUCAACAACCUUACAGACACUAUUGUCGGACGAACAACCCUCGGUUAUCCGCAAAUGGGGACAUCCUUGCGGUCCCAAGACUUCACAACCUCCUACGGCAAGCUGGCCACAACGAUCUCCAAGACGCUUCAAAUUCACCUAAAGGAUGACCAGGAAUUCAACUACGAAAUCGUCGCUGAUGUGCUCUACCUUGGAACCCCUCAACGCCCCGUCUUGCACGUGGAUACGUGGGAAGCCCUCCGAGCCCUCUGGAUAGACACAUAUCUCGGACCCCCUGAUACUAUCAAGCACGACGCAGGGACCAAUUUUGCCUCCCUAGAGUUCCGUAACGAGGUUGAAAGAUAUCAUGCCCCUCUCCGCCCCAUCAACGACACAGCAGGGCCAAAUGGCAUUGUCCCUACGCUCCUAGUCUUUGGCGCCUACCCUCGAAUGGCGUUAGAUUCGCCCCCUUCUGCUACGACCCUGAAAAGGGCUGCCGCAGCCCAGAAGGCGAUGAAAAUGCUUCGUCAGCUCUCAGCAGAGCGCGAGACCUUCCGUUCCACCCUUGUGCAGCCUUAUUUCCGCGACGAGACGACGAUCCCUGCCCCGCUGCUGCUGCUGCGGAUGAUUCUGACAUUCCUGUUUCUGAUCCUGCGAGCGAUUCUGUUCCUGUUUCUGCCCCUGCCCCUGCCCCUGUUCCUGCUCCUAAUCCCCGGCGCCGCGCAAGCGAGGCGCCCCUGGUUCGAAGAAUAA
Molecule: messenger RNA, 1908 nt
Organism: Hirsutella rhossiliensis
Lineage: Eukaryota; Fungi; Ascomycota; Sordariomycetes; Hypocreales; Ophiocordycipitaceae
Product: restless-like transposase
Exons: 12
Coding region: 1-1908 (635 amino acids)
Source: RefSeq, a predicted model, not a curated record